Messenger RNA from Mycotypha africana, 494 nucleotides. RefSeq names its product IGR protein motif-domain-containing protein. Lineage: Eukaryota; Fungi; Mucoromycota; Mucoromycetes; Mucorales; Mycotyphaceae. Bases 61 to 408 code for a protein of 115 amino acids. The record is from RefSeq and is a predicted model, not a curated record. The transcript is spliced from 4 exons. Gene Ontology annotation, cellular component: mitochondrion.
UAUGCCAGGGCAGACAAUCCUCAAGUGGCUGCUCCCCCACAUUUACAUUAACCUAUUGCCAUGUUUGUCAUUGCAACAACCGCCAACGUUUUUAAAAGCACACACAUUUUAAAAAAUAGCGUACGAGGUUUGCGCGAUGUUGCCUUGAAUAGAACGGUACCAACCGCCCGAGGCAACGUUCAGGACGUCAAUGCUUUCCUAAAAGCAAUUGGACGGAACACAGAACAAUAUGCAGAGAAAUUCGAGACUUGGGAUAAAUUAUUCACGACAAGUAGUGGCGUUAUGAAACAUGACUUGGGUAUUGACACAAAGUCUAGAAAGUAUAUCCUAAAUUGGGUAGAAAAAUAUCGACAAGGAAUUCAACCUUAUGAGGUACCUCUUCCCAAGCCCAAGUCUAAGAAGAAAUAAGUCAUAACUGCUACAUUUAUCUUAGCAUGCAGCUGUGUAUAUACCUAUUCAUUGUAUAUUUAUUGCUAAUGAAAUAAAAGAAGACC